This is a messenger RNA of Aphanomyces astaci, 1392 nucleotides long. RefSeq lists its product as hypothetical. Bases 14 to 1114 code for a protein of 366 amino acids. The record is from RefSeq and is a predicted model, not a curated record. The transcript has a single exon. Lineage: Eukaryota; Oomycota; Saprolegniomycetes; Saprolegniales; Verrucalvaceae.
ACGUGUAGUGUAAAUGAUAACAUUACCGACUUUGCCUCGGGUUGUCGAACCCGUACACUCGGACGGGUUUUCGCCCCCCCGCUGCAACGUACGCGUUCGUGACAGCAGCGACAAAGUCCUUGGGACCGUUCACGAUCACGUCGACAUCGUCGAGGGAGUUGGGCGCCAAUUCGACGAACGUUUCUUCCGUGACUUUCGAUGCAUAAUGCAUCGAGCAUUGGUCCCACGCAUUCAGGUCGCCGUACCGACCCCCCUGCGACGCUUGGAAGGCGGCGAUGUCGUCAAAGGUCGGCGCACACUGCAAUGCAACAACCCGGCCGCGGUACGAAUCCUUGACGCUGUGCAGGCCUUGCAUCAUGGCGACGAAGGGCGCGGCGCCGAUGCCGUAGCUGAUGAGCAAGACGUCGGCGGGGAGGCCGGUGUCGGGGGUGUCGAUCUCAAAGUUGACGUUGGACGCAACCCAGAACAGCUUGAGUUUCGAGCACAUGGCUUGGCGGCACAGCCAGUCGGACGCGGCCACGUCGACGCAAAUGUCCAACGACGACGUGGCGCGGUCGUGGAACGACGCGAUGGGAAAACACACUUUGGUGUUGCCCGAGCCGAGGAGGAUCCCGUCGCCGGGUUGGAACCGCAGCGGAAAGUCAAACUCGAGUGUGAGGCGCCGCGCCUUGGACGACACCACAUCAACGUUUGUGAUGGCACACGGAAUGGAAUCUUGCACGGGGUCGGGGGCGUAGUGCACGACCACUGGCAGCACGAGGUAGAAGAGCAGGCAAUACGCCGUCAUGUAUGCCUCCUUGACAUGUCGGGACCACGAAGACCCGCUGAUGACCUCAAGCGUCUUGAUCAGCGUCACCCCCAUCGUCGCAUAGUCUUGCCGUUUGACGCCAAACUUGAGGUGGCCAGAUGCAAGCGCUUGCAUGCGCUCAACAAUGUUGCUGGCAGACAUGACCCCCGUCAUGACUUUGAUGAUGGACGCCAGGGAUUUGCCCUGCAACGUGAGGCUGGAACGGAAUAUCGCACGCAACGACGGGUCGGCGUUGAACAGCAGCGCGUAGAACGUUCGGUGGAAAAACUUGUCGGGGGACCCGUGCUUUUCCACGUCGAACGAUGACGUGCCCACACACACGGCGGACCAGUUGGCUUUGAUUAGUUCGACGUGGCGCGGCGUGAGCACUGGCAUCUUGAUGUCCAGCGGCAUGUGCUGCGCAUACUUUUGCGCAAACCCGGGCUUGAUGCCGACGCUCCCAUCCGGCGUGGCAAAGAUAAUUUUCGAGUGUUUCGAAGACAAUGUGCCGCCCAUGGCCAAGACAGACGAAUGAAGAAAUGGCAGGAUCGACCGAUGGAUGGACAACGAGGAUGUAUAUAAUAACGUUAUGGUCAGACCAAAGU